AGUGUAAACAAAAGCGUAGCAACAACUGAGUUUGCUGUCUCACUAUCCUCAGCCUAGGCCAACCUGGACUCCUUCACCCCAAAUGAGGUGACCUCUCCAUUGUAUAUGAAGACACUGAUUUACCAUUCAACUGGGAUCCAUCUUAUAACAUGGCAAUCCAAUACAGACAGGAAGAUAAAACUGAACAACACAGCUAAAAUAAAGUGUAUUCCCAGAAUACACAUUGUGGAAAAAGGAUGAAGUUGACCAGUGAAAAGUUGCCCAAGAACCCCUUUUAUGCCUCUAUAUCUCAGUAUGCUGCUAAAAAUCAAAAAUUCUUCCAGUGGAAAAAGGAAAAGACUGAUCAUUACACCCAUGCUAAUUUGGUGGAUAAGGCAUUGCAGCUCUUGAAGGAAAGAAUACUGAAAGGAGACACUCUGGCAUAUUUCCUACGAGGUCAACUAUAUUUUGAAGAGGGAUGGUUUGAAGAAGCAUUAGAACAGUUUGAAGAAAUCAAGGAGAAAGACCAUCAAGCAACUUACCAGCUAGGAGUGAUGUACUAUGAUGGGCUGGGGACCACUCUAGAUGCUGAGAAAGGGGUGGACUAUAUGAAGAAAAUUCUUGAUUCUCCAUGUCCCAAAGCAAGACACUUAAAAUUUGCAGCUGCUUACAACCUCGGAAGAGCUCAUUAUGAAGGAAAAGGUGUUAAACGAUCAAAUGAGGAAGCUGAAAGACUGUGGCUUAUUGCAGCAGACAAUGGAAAUCCCAAAGCUAGUGUGAAGGCUCAAAGUAUGCUCGGGCUGUAUUAUUCAACCAAGGAGCCCAAGGAGUUAGAAAAGGCAUUUUACUGGCAUUCCGAAGCAUGUGGCAAUGGGAAUCUGGAGUCCCAGGGUGCACUUGGUCUCAUGUACUUGUAUGGACAAGGCAUCCGGCAGGAUACGGAAGCUGCCCUGCAGUGCUUAAGAGAAGCAGCAGAACGUGGAAACGUCUAUGCUCAAGGGAAUCUCGUGGAGUAUUACUAUAAGAUGAAAUUUUUUACAAAGUGUGUUGCAUUUUCCAAAAGGAUUGCUGACUACGAUGAGGUUCACGACAUCCCCAUGAUCGCCCAGGUCACAGACUGUCUCCCGGAGUUCAUCAGCAGAGGCAUGGCAAUGGCAUCCUUCUACCACGGGAGGUGUCUUCAGCUUGGCUUGGGCAUCACCAGGGAUGAAACAACCGCUAAACACUAUUAUUCUAAAGCUUGUCGUCUGAAUCCUGCAUUGGCAGAUGAACUUCACUCCUUACUUAUUCGUCAAAGAAUUUAGACCACAAUGUAUUUCAACAAAGAUCAUCAAUGCUAACACCUCACAAUGUGUGUAUUUUUACAGUAGCUAUGUUUGGUUAUUUUGCACAUCACAAAUUACACUAUCCUGGGUAUUUUACAGGUGACACGUUACUUCAUUCUUGAAUUUGUACGCUGUUAAGUUUUGCAACUUGAAACCUAGACACAAGGUCAAAUUGCUGGAAGAGUCCUCAGAGGUCCACCUCUUACCCUACAGACUGGCCGAGACCAUAUCAAGUAUCAAAACCAUUCUAUACAGCAAGUAUCGUUUUCCUUUCUUAAACACCGAGUCUCCAAAAAGACUUAGUUUAGCUUUAGUUUAGUAAGUUCAGAAGUAGAAAUGAUACAAACUUAUUUAAAACCAUAAUUUGAAACUUUAAGUCUUUAAAUUUGUCUCUUAGUUUUGUGAAUUUUGAAUAAUAACGUUUAAAUUUUGUUUCAGUCAUUUAAAAUUUUUAAAUGUAAAUUCACAAAACUAAGGGUAAAAGACAUUUAAAGAAUUAAACUUAAAUAAGUGUUUGUAGCAUUUCUACUUCUGAAGUUAUUAAAGCUAAAACUGCACGAAGCCUUUUGAGACAUCUUUUAUUCUUAAAAAGCUCAUAAACAAUUGGCUUAUUACAUAUAAACUUCAAAAAAGUGGGUUAUAAGACAUUGCUUUAGAAUCUUGCCCCUCCAAAUCUUCCCUCAAAGAUCUUAAUUUAAUGAGUAAAACUGCUAUAUACAUACGCAGAAUGUGUAAUAAAACAAAAAGCAAUUGCUACAUGAAAAUAUUCAUAAGAAAAGUAAAGCAAAUUGUUUCUUUGUGCUUCAGCUCAUUUUUACAUUUUUAAAACCCUGUGGUAAAAACCUCAAUGAAAUCAUUUACAAGAACUACAAUUAAAUAUUGUUAAAAUUAGCAAAAGGCUUUCCCUAUAUAGAUGACAUCUAUGAAGGCAAAAGGUGACAGUAAAACAGUUAAGAUCCACAUGCAUAAGAUUGUACAAGGCUAUUCAUUUGUGAAACAAAUAUACAUAUUGAAGGCAGGUCUCAGAGACCCCUUAACUAUUCCUUUUUUUUAUAAACAUAUUAAAGGAUGUGGCCUUAUUUUAUAAAUCACAACCAUUCCGACAGUGGAUUUAAACAAGAUUUCUUUUUAGUAGUGGGAAAAUGCAAUUAAUAUGGAAGUGAUAGUCACUAAGAACUGUUGAAUGGCAGAAAAUUAUUUGCUCUAGUUUAAUGUUCUGGCUUGUCUGUAUUGCUUGAACUUCAUUUUGUCUUUGUGUAAGGGAAGAAAUUUCAACAGACUCAGGUUUGAGAUAUCCUCAAAUGGUCAUGUAGUUCUGUCUCAAAUCUCUUAAUACGAUCCAUGUAAUGUUCCUUCAGCCACUUGAAGAUCCAAAUUCCCAACUAGUAUUCUCUUCUCCACACUUAAUCCAGUUCCUAAAGAUUCCUUUUUUUUUUUUUUUGAGACGGAGUCUCUUGACCUAAUCUUAGCCGGGCGCGGUGGCUCACGCCUGUAAUCCCAGCACUUUGGGAGGCUGAGGCGGGCGGAUCAUGAGGUCAGGAGUUUGAGACCAGCCUGGCCAACGUAGUGAAACCCCGUCUCUACUAAAAAUACAAAAAUUAGCCGGGCGUGAUGGUGGACACCUGUAGUCCCAGCUACUCGGGAGGCUGAGACAGGAGAACUGCUUGAAACCGGGAGGCAGAGGUUGCAGUGAGCUGAGAUCGCGCAAUUGCACUCCAGCCUGGGCGACAAGAGCGAGACUCCAUCUCAAAAAAAAAUAAAAAGUAUCUUAAAAUAGGAACAUAAUACAAGAUCGGCCCUAAGUAAAGAGCACUUUUUAAACUGCCAUUAAAAGAUGGGUUUCAGAAAUCAUAAACUUUGACGUGUGCCAUACGUGGUAACAUGCUAUGCUUAAAUGUCUUCCUUAAAUCCAAUGCAGAAUUUAAAAUUUCAGUUUACUGUAGUUACCAUAAAGCUGAUGCUCUGGCACAAGUGAGCCCCUGCAAACUACCACUGCUGAGGACAGUAGUAAACCCCUUGACCUGCGACUGCGGUGAGUCUGUGCGUUGAAGCUUCCAGAUCAUUACUCUUACACACACACACACACACACACACACACACACACUCCUUCUCUAAGAUUCCUUAUAGCUGAUAUCUCAUGGAAGAAUGACAAUUUAUCAUAAAUAAAUACAGAGACAAAAUAAUAGUGAUCUUUCUCUUUUGCAAUAUAAACUUAACAGCUACAGUUUAAAUGAUAGCAUAGAAUUAUGCCUAAAAUGGACAUUUCCAAUAAUUGUAUUGUGAUAAGUUCUUUGGGCUUGACAACUUCACAUUGCCUCUCUUCCUUGAAUGUAUUUUAUCUGGUCUUUUCUAUAUAGUCUUUUGAAGGAUAAUUUUUACCAAUGGCCAACUUUGGGGUUUUUUUUAAGUAUCAAAUAUCAUGGUUUGAAAAAAGGAUAAAAAAGCUAUAACUAAAAAAAUCUUAAGGAUAACAUUUGGUUUGCUAAUUUUUAAUCAUUAUCUUUCAGAACUUGUUUCUUAUCAAGCAGUUGGCAGGUACGAUAUGUAUAUCAUACGUAUAUAAACUGGCAUAGGGUACAUCCUGGGGCAUUAGGGGAGUAUCUUUCAGGGAUUCAAACUGAAUUUUUAUCUUUUACUUGUUUAAUUGUUUUGUUUUCAAUAUUCUUGGGGAUUAGAGAGGGGAAGGUAUUUUAUUACUGCAUAACAGAUGGUAAAACCCAGGAAUAUUAAGUACUUGUGCAUGGCCCCACUAUCAAUAACACAAAGUCUGUACUCUGGAUCUCCCCUAAUGCCCUGUGGUCUAAAUGGCCUGAUAAUACAACCGAGCCCCUGAAGUAGCUGCCCUCCUCUUUCCGCUCCCCCAUCUCGGCCCUGCCCAUACUCCAAGGGUCAGCUCCCAUCUCUCCUCUCUAAUGCCUCACUUCAAGCACUAAUUUGGCUCUUUCUGCUCACUAAAAAUAAUAUAUUUUACAGAUUUACUUUGUUUCUGGAGAAGGCAGCAAACUUUUACUUCCCUGCAGAAGUAGUUGAGUGCAUCGUGUUUUCUCUAAAAAGGCAUUUGAUAAAUAU
Molecule: messenger RNA, 4373 nt
Organism: Pongo pygmaeus (Bornean orangutan)
Lineage: Eukaryota; Metazoa; Chordata; Mammalia; Primates; Hominidae
Gene: LRP2BP
Product: LRP2 binding protein
Exons: 9
Coding region: 237-1283 (348 amino acids)
Molecular function (GO): protein binding
Source: RefSeq, a predicted model, not a curated record